This is a messenger RNA of Arachis duranensis, 2891 nucleotides long. RefSeq names its product putative disease resistance protein At3g14460. Gene Ontology annotation, biological process: defense response to other organism. Lineage: Eukaryota; Viridiplantae; Streptophyta; Magnoliopsida; Fabales; Fabaceae. Gene Ontology annotation, molecular function: ADP binding. The record is from RefSeq and is a predicted model, not a curated record. The annotation marks the transcript as partial. The transcript has a single exon.
UCACCGAUUCAAUGGCGGCUUCUACUUCUCUUGAGCUUGUUAUGGCAACUUGCUUGGAUACGCAGUUCAUCUUCCAUGAGAUCAUUCGCGUGCUGCACGAAGAUCACCACAUCAAUUUCGUGCACUCAGGGCUUAUAGCCAAGCUCAUGGACAAGCUAUUGAUCCUUGACGAUCUCAUAGAGAAGUUGCAGUUUUCAGAAGGAGAAAGAGGAGACAAAGCUGAUGAGAAAUUGAAAUGGUUACAUCUAAUGCAAGAUGUUGUUCGUUUGGAAGAACAUCAUCUUUUGCAGAAAAAUUCUAUGAGUUUGCAGAAGCUACUGAAGCGUUUCAAGUCUCAAAUAUGUCAAAUCCUUUACUUCAUUCUCAUGAAGGGAAAGAAGGAUAAUGUUGUCCUUGCCCUUGCCAUUGGCAAAGCAGAAGACCUUCAUACUCUGCCAGAAUUACCUUUAUCUUAUGUCAAAGAUUGCUUAUAUGGCAGAGGUGAAGAAGAGAAGUAUAUGCUGAAAAGCCUACUAUCAUCAAGUGAACAGCAAAAACAGAUCAAGGUGAUUAGCAUAGUGGGAAAAUCCGGGGUAGGCAAGACUUCAUUGGCUGAUGUUGUUUACUUCAACCCCAAGGUUUUGGAGUGUUUUGAUCUUAGAGCUUGGGUUACUUUUCCCCACAAAGUCACUGCUACCUUCGUUGCAAAGAAAAUUCUUGAGGAACUAGUUACUGAUGAUGAUGGGGAAGAGGAGCUUGUUCCCGGUGAUGAUUUUGAUAACUUGAAGAAGAGAUUUGCUGGGAAGAAACUUCUGCUGGUAUUAGAUGAUAUUAUGGUUGAAGAUGAUGGCUUGCACAAGUGGGACAUGUUAAUUGCUUCCCUUGAAUCUGCAGCAGCAAGAGGGAGUGCCAUAAUGCUAACCUCUAUUCCCCAUGACAAUCCAGAACUACUCAUGAUACCUGCUUGUCAUACUGUGCAUCUUGAUUCGCUGUCAGCGGAGGAUGCGCUGUCAGUCUUCUUGGUGCAUGCUUCUUCUGGGCAGACGGACCUUCACGAACACCCUGGGGAGUUAGCAGCAGUUGGCAAGGAAAUCGUUGGAAAAUUGGGAAACCUUCCCUUGGCUGCAAAAAUGAUAGGGAGCCUCUUUCAAGAUAAGCGAAAUCCGGAUCAAUGGGUUGAGAUAUUGAGGAGUGAAUUUCUGGAUGCAGGCCAUGCAAAUCUCAUCCCAAUUCCUCCAUUUCUAGUACUAUGCUACCUUGAUCUCCCUGCGCGGAUCAAACAAUGCUUUCUUCAUUUGUCACUAUUUCCAAAGGGUUAUCAAUUAAAGCGGAAGCAGGUGGUCAACUUGUGGAUAGCCGAGGGCUUUGUGGAAAUCCCUGAUUUUCAAUCAAGUUUUAAGAGCUCUGAAGACAUUGGUAAUGCAUACUUCAGUUAUCUAGUAAUGAGGUCAUUUUUGCAGCCCGUUCGGUCUAGUGUUAGUUUUAUAAUGCAUAAUCUGGUUCAUGACUUAGCAACCUACAUGGUAGAGAAGUUAAACGAUUGCCAUUUAUCCUCUAAUCAAAGCACAGACGGAAUAAGCAAUUUGAUAAACUUGCUCCACCUUGAUAUGAAAGGUAGCAGUGUGCAAGGAAUGCCUUUGAAAUUUCCUGAAUUUACAAGAUUAGAAAAGUUAGCAAGGAUGGAAGAAACUACUAGGAGUGAGUUUGAAGAAAUUCCUGACGAAGCAAAGAUGGAAACUGAAUCCAUAAGAAGGAGAUUGCCACUUCAUUUGUCAGCCUCAGAUAUACCCAGUUUGAAGAGAACUGAUAUUCCCAGUUUUGAACAGCAAAUAGACCCAAAAUCUUCAAUGGCUAAAGCUGAGAUUCCAGCGAGCAUAAAACAAGAAGCUGUCCUUCCUCUUAUGGAUACACCUAACACAACUGCUCCUGUCAAGGUAGAAGCUUUAACCAGAGAAGAUUUGGAUGAUGACAAACCAUCCUUCAAAGUAUUAAGGGUUUCAACUAUAUCACAAUUCAAGUCCUUGCCUGCCAAUCUGCACAGCCUAAAAAUUGAAGGGUGUGAAUCCUUGGAGGUCGUUCCAGAUGAUUUAUUAGGGGGAAUAACUACUCUUAAGCAGUUGUAUCUAAUCAGUUGUUCUUCUCUUAGAUCCUUUCCUUACCCCGGUUCCUUGACAUCACUUUACAUCCGUAACUGCAGAAGAUUGGAAUUUCUCCCAUCUGCAGUAUCAAGAAAGAGGCUUCCCUUUCUCCAUCAUUUGUCCAUAGGGAGUAGCUGUGAUUCUGUCACUACCUUGCCCUUAAAUAUCUUUUGUCAACUCAAAAGUCUUUGUAUAUGGGAUUGCCUCAAUCUUGGAUCGUUUCAUUUUACUGGGGAACCUAGAGGUGAUCUUACAUCUCUGGAGUCACUAGAGAUUAGAGAGUGCCCAAUAUUGGAAUCUUUCCCAGAGGAAGGGCUGCAUGCUCCAAGGCUAGCAUCCAUUUUACUUUCCAACUGCAAGAAUCUUAAAAAAUUGCCAAAUGCUAUGAACUCUCUCGUAUCACUCAAGUCAUUAUUUUUACAUAGAUGUCCACAGAUUGAAUCUUUUCCGCUUGGGGGAUUGCCUUCCAAUUUGGUUUUUCUAUCCAUAGCUUACUGUGACAAACUUACACCACAAAAAGAUUGGGGGCUGUACAGUCUUGAGUGUCUCAGUUAUUUUGAGCUUGAAGGUGGAUGCAUAGGCAUGGAAUCAUUUCCAGAGGAGAAUUUACUACCUUGCAAUAUCAUCUCUUUACACAUAAGCACAUUGAAGAGUCUCAAGAUUCUGGACUGCAAGGGGUUUCAACACCUGAAUGCUCUUCAGACACUUGAAAUUCAUUGCUGUGACAUGCUUCAAUCCUUGUCCAAUCACGGGCUUCCUUCGUCCCUGGAGAAA